GAAGAGAUGCACAGGCUGAAAGCAAAGGAGAGGCUGAGACAGCGGCAGGAGGAGCAGGAGCAGAUGGUGAGGGCAGCCUAUGCCCAGGCCAGUGAGCAGCUGAAGCGCUUUGAUGAACUGAGGGAGCUGAAGCGGCAUCAGGAAUUCCAAGAGUUGCAAGAAGUAAUGGAGAAGAGCUCAAAGGAGGCUCAGGGGCAGCAAGAGAAGUUGAAGGAAGAACACCGACAUAGAGCAAAGAUAUUGAACCUAAAAUUGCGUGAGGCAGAGCAGCAGAGGCAGCGCCAGGAAGAGCUGGAACGUUUGCGCAAGGAGGAGGGCCAGGAGAGGCUGCGUCGCCUUUAUUCCAUCCAGGAGGAACUGCUGCAGCUGAACCAGCAGAUUGAUCCCAACUACAGGCACAAAGACUUGCCCAGAAUCGAUCUGUCUGCAUACAGCAACCGUGGCAACCAGAUCUGUGGACUGGUGUCAGGGCUCAUCCGCACCACGAGCGAGAGAGGGUUCCCAACUCAAGCAGAUGUGGCCAGCACUGAACGAGCGCUGCAGGAGAUGCGAGGGUUGAUAUCCAGCAUGCAGCAGGAAAUCACUGCAGUGUCAGGAAUGAUUCGUCUCUAUGCUGCCAUCAUUCAGCUCCGCUGGCCCUAUGGAAACAAACAAGGGGCACAUCCUCAUGGUCUGAGCUAUGGGUGGCGCUGGCUUGCACAGAUGUUGAAUCUGGAGCCUCUGGCAGAUGUGACAGCUAUGCUGCUUCUGGAUUUC
This is a messenger RNA of Passer montanus (Eurasian tree sparrow), 756 nucleotides long. RefSeq names its product nucleoporin GLE1-like. The transcript has 6 exons. The record is from RefSeq and is a predicted model, not a curated record. The annotation marks the transcript as partial. Gene Ontology annotation, cellular component: nuclear pore cytoplasmic filaments; nuclear pore; cytoplasm. Gene Ontology annotation, biological process: regulation of translational termination; poly(A)+ mRNA export from nucleus; regulation of translational initiation. NCBI's taxonomy places the organism in Eukaryota, Metazoa, Chordata, Aves, Passeriformes, Passeridae. Gene Ontology annotation, molecular function: phospholipid binding; inositol hexakisphosphate binding; translation initiation factor binding.